This is a messenger RNA of Fusarium falciforme, 1050 nucleotides long. RefSeq names its product PKS-ER domain-containing protein. Lineage: Eukaryota; Fungi; Ascomycota; Sordariomycetes; Hypocreales; Nectriaceae. The record is from RefSeq and is a predicted model, not a curated record. Gene Ontology annotation, molecular function: oxidoreductase activity. Bases 1 to 1050 code for a protein of 349 amino acids. The transcript has a single exon.
AUGAAGGCAUGGAGAUUUCACACAGCUGUCAGGGGAGCUGAGAAGCACAUGAAACUCGAAGACGUGACUCUUCCCAACUCUUUUCGCUCACUCCCGCCGCAAUCAUCUCUCAUCAAGGUUGACAUUGUCAGCCUUAACCCCGUCGACAUCAAGUUUGCCGAGACUCCUUUGGUUGGCCAGUACCUGCAUCCCAUGCCUGCUAUUCCAGGCCUUGACGGCGUCGGCCAUGUGGUCAAAACGACAGACAGCACUCUGCACGUGGGCCAGCUUGUCAUGUUUCGCCUGCUGGAAAAACAGUCCGAAGGCGCGUUGGCUGAGUAUGUGCUUGUGCCGAGUGAGGGCUGUGUGCCAGUUCCGAGCGGCGUAUCACCAGCCCAAGCCGCGACCGUGGGCACUUGUGGCGUAACGGCAUGUCAGGCCAUUGCCCCUUUUGUCUCAAAGUACGAUUCUCUAAAGCCUGAGGUAAAAGAGCCUUUCAAAGUUUUCAUCAAUGGUGGCUCGGGAGGCACGGGGACAUUUCAGAUACAAAUCGCCAAGGCACUCGGCUGUUUCGUCGUCACAUCUUGUUCAACCCCCAAUGUCGAUCUUUGCAGAUCUCUUGGGGCGGAUGAGGUCAUUGACUACCGCCUGGGACCUGUCGAGGAUGCACUUCAAGAAAUAGUUCAAAGUGGAAGGAGUUCACUGUUCGACCUCGUUGUUGACAACGUUGAUCUACCUUGGCAUCUCUACAAAGCAGCAACCCGCUACCUGAAGCCUGAGGGAACCUAUGUCCAAAUAGGCGGCGAUGUUAGCUGGCAAGGCAUAAAAGAGCUGUUUUACAUCAAACUACUGCCAACUUCCUUGGGCGGUGGAUCAAGGCGGUGGGAAUUCUUGGCCAUGAAGACCAGCCGCGAGGAUGCUGGGCGUGUGCUUGGCUGGAUGCAAGAAGGAAAGAUUCGAAUACCUGUGGAGGAAGAGUUUGGCUUCCAUGAGGUACCGGAUGCGUAUAAAAGACUCAAGGCUGGAAGGACUAGAGGAAAGAUCAUAGUACACGUUUCGAAUAGCAAAUGA